Messenger RNA from Pediculus humanus corporis (human body louse), 1272 nucleotides. Its product is annotated as RNA polymerase II mediator complex subunit, putative. The transcript is spliced from 3 exons. Gene Ontology annotation, biological process: regulation of transcription by RNA polymerase II. Lineage: Eukaryota; Metazoa; Arthropoda; Insecta; Psocodea; Pediculidae. The record is from RefSeq and is a predicted model, not a curated record. Gene Ontology annotation, molecular function: RNA polymerase II cis-regulatory region sequence-specific DNA binding; DNA-binding transcription factor activity, RNA polymerase II-specific. Gene Ontology annotation, cellular component: nucleus. The coding region runs from base 1 to 1272 and encodes 423 amino acids.
AUGUACAAUUUAAACGUAAACGUAGCGACAACACUCCCGACGAAUUUUCUAGGGCUUGAUAAUAAUCAAUGUAAUACACCGAGAACACCGGAAAUAGUCAACAGUUUGGUGGCCAUGACAAAUCCAUUUGAUGCUCUUAUGAAACCAUCUAAAGGAAACAACAGCCCUAAAAGUGAUGAAAGUUAUUCUGGUACUGCAUCACCUUUAGGUAUGAUAUUGUUUCCAUCAAAUUCACCACCCAGCGUUCAACACACGAGGUCUCAAUUGAUCAAGGAAGGACUAAAACUAACGAUACAAACUAAAAGAAAACAUUCUGGAUCCGAUACGAAAGAAGAAUUCGAAGAAAUUGAAUCAAAAAGAAUGAAACGAGAGGAAUUAACGGAAGAAGACGAAGAAAGACGAAAACGACGAAGAGAAAGAAAUAAAAUAGCAGCAACAAAAUGUCGUAUGAAAAAACGUGAAAAAACGGCAAAUUUGGUUAACGAAUCGGAAAUAUUGGAAACGCAAAAUAUAGAUUUGAAAUCGCAAAUCCAAGAUUUACAAAAGCAAAAAAGGAAUCUUAUGGACAUGUUGUCGAUGCAUUUGGCAACAUGCGUUAAACAAACGCCGACGCCGACGUUAGAAAACGUUCAAACGUUUGAUGAAUAUGUCGCCGGAUCUGAAUCUUUUAACGGUUCAUUCCAAGAUGGCGGUCAAUCGUCUUUUUGUUCGGAUGCAUCGGGAGAUUUUCCGAUAGAUCAUCAAACGGUUACCGAAAGAAUUAAUUCUAAAUUAAUAAAUAACAUGUCGACAAGUUAUUCCAGAACGUCAGCGUCAUCACCGUCAUCGUCACCGUCAACGUCAUCAACGUCAACGUCAUCAACAUCGACGUCAUCAUCAUCAUCAUCAAACAACACGUCGAAUGAUUCCAAUAACACAUCAACCACCGCCGUUUAUUAUCAAUCCAAAGGUAAAACAAAUUUAGGAAUAAAUAAAAGCAAUAAUUUUCAAACAAGUGAAAAUAAAAGUGUUAAGAACAAAUUAAUAACAGUGCAAACAACGGAAAUGAAAAAAUCAUCGACGGGAAUUUAUAGAACAAAUUUUAAUUGUAAUUAUCAUCAUCAUCAUCAUCAUUCUAAUAACAAUAAUGACGAUUCCGACAGUUACAAACCCAACGGAUUAUUAGAUAAUAAUAAUUUUUUUACAACAACGAAAACUGACGUUUUUGGAACGGGUAACGAUUAUUCAAACGCGUUCGGAAACAAUCAUUUGGACAACGGUUGCAUGGCAUAG